Molecule: messenger RNA, 2040 nt
Organism: Zasmidium cellare ATCC 36951
Lineage: Eukaryota; Fungi; Ascomycota; Dothideomycetes; Mycosphaerellales; Mycosphaerellaceae
Product: glycosyltransferase family 90 protein
Exons: 2
Coding region: 1-2040 (679 amino acids)
Source: RefSeq, a predicted model, not a curated record
AUGCCCAGGGCUCGAGGCAUUACCAGGAAGCUGUCCAGGAACAUCCCUACAACCUCGAUAGCUGUUCUUCUCCUUCUUCUCCUCUCCAUCAACGUCUCCGUGUUAUGGACCUUUGACUCCCGUUCCGUUUUGUUCGCAGAGUGGUUGCCAUUCAUCACCGGUGACAAUGAACAGCAGAUCGGGCGCCAUGUCUGGCGUAAAGCAAAAGAGCCAGUACCUCUGGUCGAGGUUGAUGAGAGACAUCCGAUCAGAGACUUGAUGCGCGCAGCAGACGUCGAGUUUGAUAGGUACAACGCGAACAGAAGUAGGACAUUCAAAGAAGCAGUCAGCACGUACAGACAGAGCUACGGACGGCAUCCACCGCCAGGCUACAAAGAGGUAUGGAUCCAGUCUGGAAGAUGGUACAAGUUCGCUCGCAAACGCAAAGUCCACAAUAUCGACGACUUCCAACAGAUCCACGAUGACCUGCGACCCUUCUGGGCCAUACCUCCUUCUGAAAUACGACACUACGCCGCUCAUGCAUCCGAUGAUUACGGCCAUUUGAUCGCAACGAUCUCUCUUCGUGAUGGUCAAAUCAUUCAAGAGCUUUGGGGGUGGCGCUCGGAGACGUUCGUCAAGUUGUUGCAGAGAUUUGCAAGAUGGCUGCCAGACAUGGAUAUCCCCAUGAAUCGAAUGGAUCAGCCGCGGGUCAUUGUGCCUUGGGAAGACAUGCAGAAGCAUCUUGAGGUAGAACGAAAGGGCCCUUCGCUUGGAGAAGAAGGCGUCGCAGAUUCAUUCAGCAAAGGCAAGAAUGGGCUAUACGUUCCGAGCCCGCACUACCCAGAACCUGUUUGGUUGAAUCGAUUCAAUCCGUUCCUGUAUCCUAUCGAGCACAACCGGGAUCAAGGAGGACUCCCAGCCGCGUACGAAUGGUUCAACUACGCUGGCGGACAAUUCAUGGAUUUGGCCGCGAAGGCUUGCCCACCGAACUCGUACGCUCGAAACGCAGACACUCAAAAGCACGCCAAAGAGGCCGAGAAGAGCUACAAGCACAUACUGGGCGGCUUCGUGACCAACUUCAAUGCAUCCACCGAUCUAUGCACGGUUGGGCCUCAAAUCUCCCACCUCCAUGGCAUGCUAUACGCCAGUACAUCGAUGCAGGUCACCCACAAACUGAUCCCAAUCUUCAGCGAAUGCAAGACAAACGUAAACAGCGACAUCCUCUUCCCAGCCAACAUGUACUGGAAAAAGGACAAGCGCUACGAUUACAACGACCUCCACGACAUCGACUGGGACGACAAAGACGACAUCAUGGUCUGGCGAGGCGUCACCAGCGGCGGUAACACCUUCGCGGAUGACCCCCAACGAUGGAAAAGCAUGCACCGCCAUCGCCUGGUCCUCAUGACGAACAGCACCGAACUCUCCAUCCACCAAAACACCACCUCCAUCCUAGCCCUCAAAGAUCCUAAACUCGGCAUGUACACCCCCAACACAUUCACCCCCUCCGCCUUCGCACGUAACCACACAAACACGGGCUUCACCGAAAAGCUCGCCUGCGUCGGCUCCUGCGACUUCUACAACUCCUCCCUCACCAUGCUCCCCCAAACCACCUUCGCCGACACCUUCAAAUCCAAAUACCUCAUCGACGUCGACGGGCACUCCUUCUCCGGCCGCUGGCGAGCAUUCCUACAAUCCCGCUCGCUGGGUCUGAAAGCGACCAUCUUCCGCGAAUGGCACGACAGCCGCCUCUUCGCGUGGAGGCAUUUCGUGCCGGUGGAUAAUCGGUAUGGGGAGUUGUAUAGCUUGCUCACGUAUUUCAUCGGCCUCAAGGGGGGCGAUGUGAAAGUCCCUGCGCACGAUUACGAGGCUAUGAAGCUCGCGCAGCAGGGGCGGGAGUGGGCGGGGAAAGUGCUCCGGAGGGAGGAUAUUGAGAUUUAUACGUUCCGGCUGUUGUUGGAGUAUGGGCGGGUUGUUGAUGAGGAGCGGGAGAGGAUUGGGGUUGUUGGGGAUGGUGGGGUGGAGAUGGAGGAGUUUGAUAGGAGAUACCCUGCUGUUGAUUGA